Messenger RNA from Striga hermonthica, 936 nucleotides. The record is from the annotation of a GenBank genome assembly. Lineage: Eukaryota; Viridiplantae; Streptophyta; Magnoliopsida; Lamiales; Orobanchaceae.
AUGCACAAAUCAAACGAGAUCCUGAACGAGCUGGCCGAAAGUGCCAAGGUGGUUGAUACUCUCAAGGAUCUCACGUAUAAGGCAGAGGAAGCUAAACUUAUCACGGAGCUUGCCGAAAUAGAUGCUGUUAACUACGCAUUAUUAAAACAAGCGUACAGUACUUCUUUGUCUUUGAACAAUUAUUUGGACAAAUACGAGCUGUCCAAGCUUCUCAAGGAACCGUACGACAUGGAGGGAGCAUGCAUCUUUCUUGAAUCGAGACCUAAAGAUGCAUAUUCUGAGAGGUGGACAGGACAGCUGGCACAGGUGUACAUGAAAUGGGCCGAAAGGCAGGGUCAUGCUGGGAGGAUUGUAGAGAGUUAUCCUUCAGAUAAUGGCGGUUUAAAAUCCGCAACUAUUGAGUUGGAAUUUAAGUUCGCUUACGGGUAUCUGACGGGAGAAAGAGGUGUGCACUCUAUGAUAAGAAGUCUCGAAAAAAAUUCUACUUCUCAUUCUGAGGCUUGCGUUGUUGCAUAUGUGGACAUAAUUCCUCUAUUCAUCGAAAAAUCUCCCAGUCUGUUAAUUGAUGACGAGGAUUUAGUGGUUUCGUACACUUCAUCAGUUCAUGUCCGGCAUUUGCCAACAGGUUUAGAAUUCCAAUCGGCAGGCGAAAGGAGUCGCUUUGCUAACAAAGUAAAGGCGCUGAAUCGUUUGAAAGCCAAACUACUCGUAGUUAUGCGGGACCAAGGCAUAUCGAGCGUGAAAAAUAUCAAGAAAGUUGCUCCAAUUGACCGGUGGAGUGAAAUUACCCGAAAAUAUGUUUUCGGGCCGAACAGUCUGGUGCAUGACCUGAAAUCGGGAGUCCGAUUUUCUGAUGUAAAUGCAGUCUUGAAUGGAAAUAUUGAUCCUCUUAUUACUGGCCAAAUCCAUUGUAGACAAAGUAGUACUUUCAUUUAA